Molecule: messenger RNA, 1518 nt
Organism: Drosophila innubila
Lineage: Eukaryota; Metazoa; Arthropoda; Insecta; Diptera; Drosophilidae
Product: atrophin-1-like
Source: RefSeq, a predicted model, not a curated record
AAUACAGAUACAAAAGCAAAAGCAAAACAAAAGAUAUAAAUACAAAAACAACGAGCAGAACAACAACAAAUAUACAUAUUAAUUAAUUGAAGCAGCUGCAGAUUUCUUUAACAAUUAUGAUGGAUAAUUCGGAGCAACCUCAAAGGCAGCAAAAUUCGUUAGCUGGUUUGCCACCACUGCCAAAAAGUCUGAGUGCAGCGGCUGCCACUGCAAUUGGACAUGUUCAAGGUCAAGGUCAUGGACAUGCACAUGCACAUGGUCACACCCGGUCACAGUCACAGUCAUGGACAUGUGCGCUCGCACACAUCCUCGCCAGCUGCGUCGGUGGGCGCCUUAACGGCCGACGGGGAUCUGUAUCUGGGACCAUCCACCUCGUCGGCGGCACGCAAUCGCAACUACAAUGGCCAUGGACGACAUGGCAGUCUGUCGUCCACACAGGAGUCCCUCAGCGAUCGCGACGUGCACAGUCGUGCCUCGUCGACGCACAGCGCCAGCGGCAGCACGGCCACGCCUACAAACACAAACAACGCGUCCAGCACAAUUGACAACCAGCUGGCGAUAUUACGCCGUGAAAUGUACGGACUGCGUCAGCUGGAUUUGUCGCUGCUAUCGCAAUUGUGGGCACUGAACGAAUCGAUACAGGGAUUCCGUGUAUUCCUGCAGGAGCAGGAGGCUCUGUCGCCGCCAUCGCGUUCCCGCACGCCCUCCGAUGCCAACUCACUGUCCUCCGACGAGGAUGAUGGCACCUAUGCGCCAGUUGCGCUGCCCAAGCUCCAUGCACCGCCGGCUGCCAUGACAAUGGCGGCAUCAUUGGCAUCGCCAGCGGUCAGCGUGGGAUUGCCCACGAAAUUGGCCACCGGCUCAACCACAUCGCAUGCCUCGACCAGCUCCACAUCGGGUGCAUCGGGAUCCUCGUCGGCAGCCUCCUCCAUGGGCAAACAUCAUCAUCACCAGCAACAACAGCAGCAACAGCAACAACAACAGCAGCUGCCACAUUAUCAUCAACAUCACCAUCAUCAUCGUUCUGAAGCGCCACCAGCGCCGCCGGCUCAGCACAAGGCGCAUCCGCAGCUGCCGCGCAUCUUGCAACAACGCAUGCGACAUGCACCACCGCCUCCUCCACCCACAAGACCCAGCGGCGGUGCAAGCAGCAGCAGCAGCAAUCACAGCAUCAGCAGUGUCACCCAACAACAACAACAGCUGCAUCCGCAUCACCAAAGGAACGUAUGACAAAACCCGUUCUUGGAUUAAUUAUACAACCAAGUAUAGUUUAUCCAAGAACAACUGCAAAUGGGAAACACACACAUUUCACAAAUGUCAAUUGCACAUUUAUGCAAAAGUCAAUUUACAAUGCGGCAGUUGAUGGCGUUAAUGGCCACGCCCCACCUCCAACCGCCUCCCAAAACCUAAAUACAUACAUACAUUGUAGACAUCAUAGACAUCCAAGCUUGCCAUUUGUUCCAUAUUUCGUUCUAGAUUUUUACAUAUUUAAGAAUCGAAUGCUAUGAAAAAAACAAA